This is a messenger RNA of Nyctereutes procyonoides (raccoon dog), 1062 nucleotides long. RefSeq names its product testis expressed 52 (gene TEX52). Lineage: Eukaryota; Metazoa; Chordata; Mammalia; Carnivora; Canidae. The coding region runs from base 1 to 846 and encodes 281 amino acids. The transcript is spliced from 2 exons. The record is from RefSeq and is a predicted model, not a curated record.
AUGGCCCAGGCCAGCGAGCCCCUCGUGACCUCCCAGACGUGGGCCCGACGCGAGUUCCUCCUUCCUGGUGCGGCCUGGGAGUGGCCUGGCUUCACCCCGCAGGCCUACCGCCAGCUGGCUCUGAGGCUGCCGCCCUGCACAGAGCUCAAGUCCGAGGUGCGCCGCCGGCUGCUCCGCCCGGAGAAGGACGCGGCGCAGCACACCUGGGGCUUCCACACGUGGCUGGACGUGGGCCGCCUGCCCGCCGCCUUCCCCACCAGGCCCGACAGGCCCUACGAUAGCAACGUGUGGCGCUGGCUGACCGACCCCAAGGCCCACGGCAGGCCCCCUGCGGAGCCCCCCAUCCCUCCUCCCUCCUGGAUGGGUCAGAACAGCUUUCUCACCUUCAUCUGCUGCACUCCCAUCUUCGUGGACGAGAACAGGAAGAACCAGGUGACUGUCAGGGCGGUGCAGGAAUUGAGAGAGCUGGAGAAACUCAAGCUGAGGAGUGAAGCCAGGGCCCCUCCGCUCGAUGCCAAGGGCAACAUCCUGCCCCCAAAGAACUUCAAGAAGUACCGGCACAUCUCUGCUGGUGGAAGGUUUGAGCCCCAAGGCCUCCAGCUCAUGCCCAACCCACUUCCCAAUGAUUUUGCCAGGGGCUGGCCCUGCCCGAACCCUCUGCCUCAUUACCAGGAGAAGGUGCUAAAACUGGCCUUGCUGCCUAGUGCACCCCUGAGCCAGGACCUUGUGAGGAAUUACCAAACCCUGAUAGAGAACCGGGUUGCCUUGCCCCUCUGUCAUCUCUCCAAGGCACCACCUGGCAAAACCUUAACAAGGAAGAUGAAGAGAAGACCUGGACAGACCUAAAGAGCCUCCAGCUGGGCAAGGCCAAUGCAUCUUCAGCAAGAAGCCUUUGGGGAUGCUCAAGGACUGGCUUCUGCAGAACAGAGCCUCUCCACUCUCCCUCCAACCUCAAGCCACCUCUGUCUUCCAGGGCUCCUGAAGAUGCUACUGACACUCUAAAUUUUUAUCUGUCUUCCUUGGAGGACUCUCUCAUAGCAGGUGGGAAGAAUGAGUCGGGGA